Phragmites australis (common reed) is the source of this 1991-nucleotide messenger RNA. RefSeq lists its product as uncharacterized. Bases 303 to 1667 code for a protein of 454 amino acids. Lineage: Eukaryota; Viridiplantae; Streptophyta; Magnoliopsida; Poales; Poaceae. The transcript is spliced from 10 exons. Gene Ontology annotation, molecular function: protein binding. The record is from RefSeq and is a predicted model, not a curated record.
CUCUAUCCAUUGCGUUGCCGGAUCGAGGUCGCCCCCUCCCCCUCUGGAACCUCGCUUCGCCGCACGGCACAAAAAGCACGGGCGCGUGCUGCCUCCCCUCCACACGUUUCCGCCUCCCGAUCCAUAGCCGCCGCCGACGACGACACAGCUCCUUCUUCUCCCUCUCCAACCCUCGGGAGCGAGCCAGCCCUCUGCUCCUCGCGCUCGACACCUCACCGGCGGCGCAAAAGGCGCAGCCCGCACCGCGGGAGAGCCGCGAGCUCGAGCUCUUCUUUUUCCUGGGGGGCGGUUCGGCGCGCGGGAUGGCGGCGGGCGGGCGGGACAGCGCGUCGGCGGCGCGCGUGAUGGAUGACUACGAGGGCGGGGCGUCGGACGGCGAGAUGGACGUGGAGGUGGGCGACGGGUUCCACGGCCGCGACGCCGACCGGAGAGACGACGGCGGGGACGGCGACGACGAGUACUCGCUGCUCACUAGAAUAACUGACACAUCGGCAGCUGAAGCAAGAGCAGGAAAGGAUAUACAGGGUAUACCAUGGGAGAGGUUAAACAUAACCAGGCAGGAUUACAGAAAAGCUAGGUUGGAACAGUACAAAAACUAUGAAAACUUCCCUCAAUCUGGAGAGCUCAUGGAUAAGUUGUGCAAGCAAGUAGAGCAGGGCAGCAAGUAUUACGAGUUUCAGCACAACACUAGAUCAGUGAAGCCAUCGAUUCUCCAUUUUCAGCUUAGGAAUUUGUUAUGGGCAACUUCGAAGCAUGAUGUCUAUUUUAUGUCAAACUCCACAUUAGGCCACUGGUCAUCAUUGUCUCACAAUAUGUCAGAGGUUCUGGACUUCUCAGGGCACGUUGCUCCAGCAGAGAGACAUCCUGGCAGUUUACUAGAAGGGUUCUCUGGGGUUCAAGUUAGCACACUUGCUGUGAAUGAGGGUGUAUUGGUAGCUGGUGGUUUUCAAGGAGAAUUAAUUUGCAAGGGUUUGACAGACCGAAAUAUUAAAUUUUGUACAAGGACAUCUUUGAGUGACCAUGCUAUAACGAAUGCCAUAGAUAUACACGGAUCGGCAAGUGGAAGCUUGCGCAUUACGGUAUCCAAUAAUGAUUGCAGUGUUCGUGAAUAUGAUAUCGAAAGAUUUCAGCUCUUGAACCACUUCCGUUAUAACUGGCCGGUGAAUCACACAUCCGUGAGCCCGGAUAGGAAACUUUUGGCGGUAGUUGGAGAUGAUCGGGACGCUCUUCUUGUGGAUUCACGAAAUGGGAAGGUAACAUCUACCCUAGUUGGCCAUCUGGACUACUCAUUUGCUUCCGCAUGGCACCCAGACGGGCGCACCUUCGCGACCGGGAACCAGGAUAAGACCUGUCGUGUCUGGGACAUCCGCAACCUGUCGACCUCGCUCGCGGUCCUGAGGGGCAACAUCGGGGCGAUCCGGUGCAUCCGCUACUCCUCCGAUGGACGAUUCCUGGUUUUCUCAGAGCCUGCCGACUUCGUGCACGUCUACAGCACUGCCGCGGACUACAAGAAGCGUCAGGAGAUCGACUUCUUCGGCGAGGUGUCCGGGAUCACGCUCAGCCCAGACGACGAGUCCCUGUUCGUAGGUGUGUGCGACCGCGUCUACGCCAGCUUGAUGCAGUACAGGAUGAUCCAUCAUUUCGAUUACCUUGACUCGUACAUGUGAAGAAUGGAGCUUUGGUGUUUGUGUUGGGUGCUGGCUGUAGGCCACUGCUCCUGGUGACGGUUCUGGUGUGCGGUUCAGGGAAUGUUUCUCCCUGUUCAGGUGCGCUGGUCCAUGGUGCGUUGAGACUCGAGCGAGUCUGCCUUGUAAAUAGUUGGCUAUUGAAGCGUAACAUCAAGGGCCAAUAAUGUAUGGACAUAUGAGCAGAGUAGUGUAUCCUUUGAGUGGUUAGUUCCAGACUCUAGUAUCCAAAUAUCUCUCGACUAAAUUCAUAUGGCAUGUUUGUACUUUGGGAUACAAGAGUUUUGUAUGAAUUUCGUUAGAAUC